Beauveria bassiana ARSEF 2860 is the source of this 2127-nucleotide messenger RNA. Its product is annotated as WD domain-containing protein. Bases 1 to 2127 code for a protein of 708 amino acids. The transcript has 4 exons. The record is from RefSeq and is a predicted model, not a curated record. Gene Ontology annotation, cellular component: CAF-1 complex; nucleus. NCBI's taxonomy places the organism in Eukaryota, Fungi, Ascomycota, Sordariomycetes, Hypocreales, Cordycipitaceae. Gene Ontology annotation, molecular function: protein binding. Gene Ontology annotation, biological process: nucleosome assembly; DNA replication-dependent chromatin assembly.
AUGAAGGCCACGCCGCUCAUCAUCAAUUGGCACGAGCAAAACGCCCCCGUCUACUCGGCUCACUUUGAGCCCGGCGGCAAGGGUCGUCUCGCUACUGCUGGUGGUGAUAACCACGUUCGCAUCUGGAAAGUCGACACGCACGGCACUGAUCGCAAGGUUGAAUACCUCUCUACCCUCUCCAAGCAUAAUCAGGCCGUCAAUGUCGUCCGCUGGGCGCCCAAAGGCGAACUCCUUGCCUCGGCUGGCGACGACGGAAACGUCAUUCUCUGGGUUCCCAGCGAGCUGACCCAUUCGAAUUUUGGCUCUGAUGGCCUCGACGACAAAGAAUCCUGGCGUGCAAAGCACAUGUGCCGCUCAAGCGGUGCUGAAAUCUACGACCUGGCUUGGUCACCCGAUGCUGCGCACUUCAUUAUCGGCAGCAUGGACAACAUAGCUCGAAUCUAUAGAAUUCUCGUCCGUCAAAUAGCCGAACACAGCCAUUACGUCCAAGGCGUCACAUGGGACCCGUUGAACGAGUACAUUGCCACGCAGUCCUCCGAUCGAUCAGUUCAUAUAUAUUCCCUCAAGACGAAAGAUGGCCAAUAUACUCUCAGCCAAGACGACAAACCCCCACGGCUCGCCAGUCACAUCAAGGCUGACCUACCGCCGAGACGCAUCUCCUCAAGUAGUCCAGCCCCUCCUGACUUUGGUCACCGAGCCCAGCUUUCCGUCGUCGAUUCGAAUACGUCAAUCGGAUCGCCAGUUCCGUCGGCACCAGGGACACCGACCUCGUUCCCGCUGCCCAUGAACCCACCCAGCGUCGUGAGCCACAGCCGCCGAUCUUCGUUUUCCUCUCGUCGAUCCGCCUCACCAGCGCCCUCGCUGCCACUCCCCGCUGUCAUGUCCAUGGAAGCCUCACCAAAGCCGCACCCCUCAUCUUCAAUUCUCGGGCUUGGCAUGAAGAAUGCUAGCCUCUACGCAAACGAGACCUUGACUUCCUUCUUCCGUCGUCUCACUUUCACGCCCGAUGGUAGCCUGCUGCUCACACCAUCUGGCCAAUAUCAAAAUCAACACCAGGCAGACAAGGAUGCGAAGCCCACAUAUGACAUUAUAAAUACUGUCUACAUCUAUACGAGAGGAGGCAUCAACAAACCACCUGUUGCGCAUCUCCCCGGUCACAAGAAGCCGUCCGUGGUCGUUCGAUGCUCGCCUUUAAUCUAUACCCUGCGCACCUCCCCUCCACCGACCAAGCAUAUCACCAUUGACACAUCUUCUGCGGAAGAGGACAUUCUGUCACUGCCGGAGCCUCUUUCACGACCAACCUCGCCCGCACCGGUCAUGGAGCCGCCCCCGCCACCUGCUAUUGUUUCCGAUACCACUUCGACACCAGCCAAGCCAAGCAGCAUAGAAGCAAGCGCUGCUACCCCAGGCCCCAAGCCGGCCUUCUCGCUGCCAUAUAGAAUGGUGUACGCCGUCGCCACCCAGGACUCUGUUUUUUUGUAUGAUACGCAACAAAAGACGCCAAUCUGUGUCGUCAGCAACCUGCAUUGCGCGACCUUUACUGAUCUCGCAUGGUCGAAUGACGGACUCACGUUACUCGUCUCAUCAUCUGAUGGAUUCUGUUCUACCCUAUCUUUUGCAUCCGGAGAGUUGGGAGAAAUCUACCAGGGCGAAGUCGGUCCGCCUGCCAAGAGCCAGACCAGUGCAGCCGCCUCCAACCAACAUACUCUUGCUACACCAACAACGACGUUCGCCCCUCCCUCGCCAUUUUCUAGCGGCUCGCAACAUCAAAACCGCAACUCCACUAGCUCGUUCACGGCACCAUCGCCACCAGCUUCAGUGAGUGCCGCUGCAAAGAGGCCGCCUUCUCCAGCAAGAUCAAAUUCAGCGUCCUCUGUAGCAACUCAGUCCUCUUCGAUGCAUACAGGAGUGGUCAGCAACCCAACACUCAUAGCGGGCACAGUGCCUGCCGUCGCUGCCACGAAUUCGGGCAAAGUCACCGGCGUUCCCAUAACAACUCCACCAGAAACGCCCAGCAAUAUCGUGACUGGCAGCAAGAGAGAUGCAACAGACAGCGAGAAAGAGGAGAGGAAAGAGCCCAAGAAGAGAAGAAUUGCACCGACACCAGUCGAGUCGAAGGACUCGUGA